AUGUUUUAUUUGGCGCCACACCAAGCGGUGAUGAUCGCAAUCAACUUAAUCGCCUUAGUUCUUGGUGCUCCUGGUAACGUUUUAGUACUUCGUGUGUAUUUUAGUAAACCUCGUAAGACCAGCACUCAUAUCUUGAUCAUGGGACUCGCUUUAAGUGAUCUUUUGUCACUGUUUGUGACUUUCCCGCUUGAAAUAGUCGCCUGGACGAAAGAGUAUGACAUUACCAGUCAACCUUUCUGUAGAGUGUUGAGUUUCUUCUAUCAUUACUUUGCACAGUGUUCGGUGCUAAUCACUGUAGCUAUUGCAAUAGACAGAUAUUAUGCAGUUUGCCGUCCACAUCAAUGGAAGAUGACAACUAGAAGAAUUCAAAUCAUUCUCACCACGUGUUUCAUGCUGAGUUCAGUAACAAGUUUUGCCGCCAUUUUCUCAUACAAUACAACUGAACUAAACUAUGAGGCGGCUUCAGUGUACUACGAAUCAAACAAUGUGAAUGAAACAGUCACGAUAUCACUUUGUGACAGAGACACAACUAGCGGAUUUAACCAAGCUGUAUUUAUCAUCCAUACAGUAUGGUUUGGUAUGUUGUUCUUGGUGUUAUUGGUAGCAUACAUUAAGAUUUAUUUGACGAUUCGGAAACGGGUAACUGCUGGACCAGUAUCUGAUGGUGAUCCAUCUAGAAUGAGAGUAGUUCGACCAGCAAUCCGGUUCAUAUCACACCUUACAGUGGUCACCAACAGGACGGGGAGCGCCAACCAGAACCAAGAGGAGCAAUCUCAAGAUAGAGGAUCAAAUCACGGAUCCAGGGAACAAGAUACUCAUUCAACGGACGAUUCCUCGUCACAUGCUGCCGGGAAAACCCUCUCAGAGACGGCCAAAUCACACUGGCUGCAAAGCGAGAAGACAAAAACACCCACCGGCAAAAGUGACAAUGCCGUCGCACGGGCAUUCUUAAUGGCUGGGGGUUUGCAUCGUCCAGUGCUCCCGUCCAUUGGUCAAGCUAAUGAAGAAUUAAAUGGCGUAAACCAUUCAAGUCCAACUGGAAAUACUUCUGUGCCUACUACGCCCAUCGGCCAAGUUACCGAAGGUUUCAAUGGGAUAAACCAAACGAGUCCAAGUGAAAAAACGUCCAUGCCUACCGCGCCCAACUUACUACCAAGUAGUCGAAAAUCAACGGCAUGGAAUAAGAUUUCUCUAAUAAACAAGAAGCCAGUUGUAGCUGCUGUUGUUCAAGGCGAGACAUCUUCAGGACGAAUACUAGCUCAAGAUGGAAGUACACAAGAACAUGACCAACGUGGUGCUGAUAGUGUAGAUGUCAGUCAGCAACGAACUAUUCUUGGACCUCUUGCAAAGGCUUUACAGAAGAGAACAGGUGCAGCUACCGCCAUGAAUCUUAAGAUUCAAAAGAAGACAACGAACAUGCUUCUUGUUGCUGCACUGACUGCAGUGAUUACAUGGCUCCCUACUGUAAUUAUUGAAACAGCGAUGCCCAACGUGCAUCAAAUGAUUAUUACUCAGCCGGAGUUUGCAAAAAUUAUGAUUUGUUUCAUGGGGUGGUUAUUUUUAUUUAAUUUUGUGACUAAUCCAAUUGUUUACAGUCUCAUGAACGACCGUUUUCGGGACGAAUGCUCAAAAUCAUUUCGCAAAUGCAAGUUGUGCUCUCAGAAAACAAAAACUGAACAAAAGGAGUAA
Asterias rubens (European starfish) is the source of this 1689-nucleotide messenger RNA. RefSeq names its product 5-hydroxytryptamine receptor 2B-like. NCBI's taxonomy places the organism in Eukaryota, Metazoa, Echinodermata, Asteroidea, Forcipulatida, Asteriidae. Gene Ontology annotation, cellular component: membrane. The record is from RefSeq and is a predicted model, not a curated record. Gene Ontology annotation, biological process: neuropeptide signaling pathway. Gene Ontology annotation, molecular function: neuropeptide receptor activity. The transcript has a single exon. Bases 1 to 1689 code for a protein of 562 amino acids.